CCCCCAGCACCACCUGAUGUCGCAUGCAGCCUGCCAGUGCUGCAGUGAGCACGCACACGCACACACGGAGCCCAGAGCCUCCGAAGCCUCCUCCUGGGACCCUCGCCCUGCCUCCCAUGGGCAGGGGUCCCCAGCUGCCUCCAGCCUCCACCGUGGGGGAGGCCGGGGGCCAGCGGACCAUGUAACCAGGGCUGCUGCUGGGAGCGCGGAGGGGAAGGGAGCCCCCAGCCCUGCUGGGCCGGCCCAGGCCCCUCCGCGGCUCCCCCUUCCACUGCCCACCUGCCCAGCACCCCACCCCCACAACAGUGGCUGUUAACCCCGGGAUUCCCCAAGCCCAGCCUCUGUGUGCGGCAGCCCCGAGCGGGGCUAAGACUCCAAGAUGCCCUUGGUGGAUUUCUUCUGUGAGACCUGUUCCAAGCCGUGGCUGGUGGGCUGGUGGGACCAGUUCAAGAGGAUGUUAAACCGGGAACUCACACACCUGUCAGAGAUGAGCAGGUCAGGAAACCAGGUCUCUGAGUACAUCUCCACUACAUUCCUGGACAAGCAGAAUGAAGUGGAGAUCCCAUCACCCACGGUAAAGGAUCGAGAAAAACUGGAAGCAGCACGGCAGAGACCCUCCCAGCUGCCCCAACCUCCUGGGCCACAAUUUCAGCCCAUGUCUCAGAUCACGGGGGUGAAGAAGCUAAUGCAUAGGAGCAGCCCUAACGAUUCCAGUAUCCCCCACUUCAAGGUGAAGACCGACCAAGAGGAGCUCCUGGCCCACGAACUGGAAAAUUUGAACAAGUGGGGCCUGAACAUCUUCUGCGUGUCGGAUUACGCUGGAGAUCGGUCCCUCAGCUGCAUCAUGUACACCAUCUUCCAGGAGCGGGACCUGCUGAAGAAGUUCCACAUUCCGGUGGACACAAUCAUGAGGUAUAUGCAGACCCUAGAGGACCACUACCACCCCGAUGUGGCCUACCACAACAGCCUGCACGCGGCUGACGUGCUCCAGUCCACCCACGUGCUGCUGGCCACACCUGCCCUGGACGCGGUGUUCACGGACCUGGAGAUUCUUGCUGCUCUCUUUGCGGCUGCCAUCCAUGACGUGGACCACCCCGGGGUCUCCAACCAAUUUCUCAUCAACACCAAUUCAGAGCUGGCACUCAUGUACAAUGACGAGUCGGUGCUGGAGAACCACCAUCUGGCUGUGGGCUUCAAGCUGCUGCAGGAGGACAACUGUGACAUCUUCCAGAACCUCAGCAAGCGCCAGUGGCAGAGCCUGCGCAAGAUGGUCAUCGACAUGGUGCUGGCCACGGACAUGUCCAAGCACAUGACCCUCCUGGCAGACCUGAAGACCAUGGUGGAGACCAAAAAAGUGACCAGCUCGGGGGUCCUCCUGCUGGACAACUACUCUGACCGCAUCCAGGUCCUGCGGAACAUGGUGCACUGUGCAGACCUCAGCAACCCCACCAAGCCUCUGGAGCUCUAUCGCCAGUGGACGGACCGCAUCAUGGCUGAGUUCUUCCAGCAGGGCGACAGGGAACGGGAGCGGGGCAUGGAGAUCAGCCCCAUGUGUGACAAGCACACGGCCUCAGUGGAGAAGUCUCAGGUGGGCUUCAUCGACUAUAUCGUGCACCCGCUGUGGGAGACGUGGGCUGACCUGGUCCACCCAGAUGCCCAGGAGAUCCUAGACACACUGAAGGAGAACCGGGACUGGUACUACAGUGCCAUUCGGCAGAGCCCUUCACCACCGCCUGAGGGAGAGCCUGGGGGCCCAGGCCACCCCCCACCACCGGAUAAGUUCCAGUUUAAGCUGACCCUGGAGGAAGAAGAGGAGGAGGAGGUGUCUACCACCCCAGGUGCAUCGGGAGCGCAGGAACUGUCCACAGCCCAGGAUGCAUCCACGGGGGUGGAGGUAGAGGAAAUGGGUUUGACGCAGCAAGCAGACGCGGCAGAUCGUACGACCAUGGGCCAGGACAAGGCCAUGUCCCCAGAUGCACCUGUUGGUGCCGCAGGCUACGGCAGCCCCCCGGCCCUGUCUCCUGAGAACCCCCCUCUGCCUGCCUUGAGGACCCCCCCUCUAGAGGAGACCCCAGGCCUCCUGGGCCUCCCCUCCAUGGCGGCCGAGGCGGGGGCCCAAAAAGAGCACCGGGCUGAAAGGGUGUGCUGUGCCUGCCCAGGGACAUGCGGCAAGGACCCACCCACGCUCCCAGCUCCUGGUGGAUGGGGGUCGGCUAGAGGCCCCACCUGGGCCCCAGCCCCUACUCCCUGCUGCCCUCCCUGCCUCCCUUGAUCACCCUCACCCC
This is a messenger RNA of Manis javanica (Malayan pangolin), 2285 nucleotides long. The record is from RefSeq and is a predicted model, not a curated record. NCBI's taxonomy places the organism in Eukaryota, Metazoa, Chordata, Mammalia, Pholidota, Manidae.